AUGGCGUCAAAACCGCCGACCUGGACGCGUCUCUACUCGUCGCCCGCGUCUGCCCAGAAGGAAAAACAGAAGGACUCUGGCGCGACAAAGAAGCCGGUUCCCGAGCCGCGCCCGAGCUCUUCCAUUGUGCUGCUGUCUCCCAGCAACGAGGUCCUGCUGCUUCAUCGAGUCAAGACGUCCACAUCAUUUGCAUUGGCGCACGUCUUUCCCGGGGGAAACUUGGAUGCUUUUCACGAUGGCGAUAUCCCGGCUCCUGGGUCGAAAGAGCGUCAUGUUGAUGGUCCGGCGUAUAGGCUAGGUGCCAUUCGCGAGUGCUUCGAAGAGACGGGCAUCUUGCUAGCCACAAAGGACGGGCGCUUAGUUGAUUUGCCUCAGCAGGAGAGAGACGAGGCGAGGAAGAGGAUUCAUGGGAGUCAAAUCAAGUUUGCGGAUUGGCUCAAGUUGAUUGGCGCAGAGGCUGACCUGGAUGGACUCAUUCCUUUCACGAGAUGGGUUACUCCAGUCGGCGUCCCGAAGCGCUUCACCACUCAGAUGUACCUGUAUCUGAUCCCCAUCUCCCGCACCGGCGUGCCCUCCGAGAUGCUGGUUCCGACACCCGAUGGCGGCGUCGAGCACACCGAGGCUCUCUUUGCUCCUCCGCAGACGUUUCUCUCGCGCGUGGCUGCGAAUGAAAUCAUUCUCUUUCCACCGCAGUACUACAUCCUCUCCCUUCUCACAAAGUUCCUCAAGGGGCCUACGGCUUCGGUGGAGGAGGGGCCUGUUUACUAUACGAAGCAGCGCAGGGAGCUGCUCAAGUUUGUCAAGGCGGUUCCGACGGCGGAUACGGAGAAGGGUCGUGAGCAUCCUACGGCGAGCAUUCCGUGGGCGGACAAGGUGAUGAGUCCGCACAACUUGUUCAUCAGGAAGAGCGAUAAGAGGGUCGUGUUGGGUCUGGACAAGCCGGGGCCGGAGCUCAAGGACUCAGGGAGAGGAGGCGAUUGGGAGAGGGUAGUGUUGGUGAGUUUCGGUAAGGCUGGGCCUUCUCGCGUGGAGGUCCGGUUGCGAGAGGAUGUGUUGAGGGAGGAGAGGGAGGCUGCCGCUGAAGGGUCGAAGCUGUGA
Trichoderma reesei QM6a is the source of this 1098-nucleotide messenger RNA. RefSeq lists its product as uncharacterized. The transcript has 2 exons. Gene Ontology annotation, molecular function: hydrolase activity, acting on acid anhydrides, in phosphorus-containing anhydrides. The record is from RefSeq and is a predicted model, not a curated record. Gene Ontology annotation, cellular component: mitochondrion. Bases 1 to 1098 code for a protein of 365 amino acids. Lineage: Eukaryota; Fungi; Ascomycota; Sordariomycetes; Hypocreales; Hypocreaceae.